GGGAGAGCAGCAGAGAGCAGGAGCGGAGAGGGAGAGAGAGAGGGAGCAGGAGGAGGAGGAGGAGGAGAGUCGCAGCAGAGGGUCGAAAUCUCGGUGACAGCGAGUUGGAGUAAGGAGAGAGAGAGAGAGAGAGAGAGAGAGAGAGGGCAAGAUCGUGAUCAGCGUGUCUUAAUUCAAUUUUGUUAUUUCGGUGUCUUUUAUUGGAGUCGUUUUUCUCUUCGUCUGUCGAGUAUUGUAGCGGAAGGAAGGGUUUUGUGGGAGAGGGAGAGGAAGUCUGUUGUAGGUCGAGGAGCUUUGGAAGGGCGGCCGAGGGGACGAGGGGACCAGAGAGAGAGAGGAGGAACAGUGGGAGAGAGAGCAGCAGCAGGAGCGAGGAGUCAUAGAAGAGAGUUUUUGCAGCUCGAGAGGAGAGAGAGAGAGAGGGAGAGAGCGCGAGAGGGAGGUGAGAGAAAACUUUGUUGUUUGGGGCGAGAAGAGGCAGCGGGAGUCGAUUGUCGAGAGAGGGAGGGAGGGAAGGAGCGAGGGUGGGGGAAGGAGGUUGGAAGAGUUGUGGGAGAGAAGAGGGCGAGAAGGAGGAGAGGAGGGAGAGCGGCAGGCAGGCAGGGGCGGAGUCUGUUGGUGGUGAAGAGUUUUGGGACUGGAUUGUAGUUGAAGGAGAGAGAAAUUGCGGAAGAGCUGAGAAGAACUGAGUAAAGUUCAAAUUUAAGAUCAGUGAAGGGUAAACGAAACUUUUAAGAGUUGCAGAAGGCCUGUGGGGGUAUAAUUGCGAAGACCAGAGCAAAUGCGAAUUGUAAGGGAGCCGUAGAACGAGCGGGUGGAGCGUCUAGUCCAAGCCCCGGAGACCAUUUUCCUGUUUCGAAGGGAGGGAGCGGAGCAGAGCAAAGCUGCCUACGUGCCGAGGUCGAGACCGGGAGGGGGUUGCAGGCAAAUUAGAAGGGAGGAACUAGGAGAUUGGCGGAGCAUUGGCGAAUCGCAGAGGCAAUCCGCUUUCAGAGGCAUUUUAUCUCCUGUUUAUUCCUUUCGGGGGUUUUUUGAGGAGGGAGUUGGAUGUCGGUGGUGCUGGAUACUCAAGCCAAGCUUGGGAUGAGUCUUGACGACUUAACGUCCCGCUCGUCCUCACGCCGCAUUCAAAGCGGCAUUGUUGGCAAGAGAGCUUUUCGCCGAAGCAUCCCCUACAAAGUGUUCCCUCGUGAGAAGAGUGGGUUUGCUCGUCCCCCAGCCAGGCCGCUCUUAGAGCUAUGUAAUAACUGCAGACGCACGGGACAUUUUGCAAGGGACUGUCCCAAUGCAUCGGUCUGCAACAAUUGUGGUGUUUCAGGGCAUAUAGCUGCAGCGUGCCCAACUGAACCACUAUGCCGUAACUGCAAGAAACCCGGGCACAUUGCGAGUGAGUGUCACAAUGAGCCAGUGUGCAACAUGUGUGGGAAACCUGGCCACAUCGCCAAGGGUUGUGCUGCACAGGAGCUGGGUCUUCCGAAGUCUAGGCUAUGCAACAAUUGCUAUCGACCAGGACAUGUCUCAGUCGACUGUCCCAACGAGAAGGCGUGUAACAACUGCCGGCAAUCUGGCCAUUUGGCCCGUGAUUGUCUAAAUAGCCCAGUUUGCAAUGGGUGUAGCCAGCCCGGUCACAUCGCUCGGGACUGCCCCAGACUGGCUGUGGGCGGUGGAGGGACUAGACCAAAUGAGAACUUUCCGAACGUGGUUUGUCGGAACUGUAAGCAACCUGGACACAAAGGGAAGGAUUGUCUCCAGGUCAUUAUCUGUAAUAACUGUGGUGGGCGCGGACACAUGGCCGUGGAGUGCCCAUCCGAUCCUAUGUUGGCUCGAGGCGUUCGACGUCGGUGAUUGUGGAGCUUCUGGAGGAAGCAGUGGCCAAUCAGCCAUGAGAGCCCGCCGGAUGUUGUCUCGAGGUGUCUGACAAUAUGGAUCUUUUGAAGAAAGAGCAGAGUACCUAUCAAUCGUGGGUUUAGUUUCUCUGUGGAUUCUAUAAAUUGAUCUUGACGUUUAAAUGGAAGACUCAAAAAGGCCAAACUGCUUAGAAUUAGAGAGCUAGAGAAUUUACUAGGUUUGAAAUCUCGGCUCUCCAUCACAACAUGACUUUGUAAAGGUUUUAUUUGUUUCCCCCUUUUUCUUUUUCUUUUACCUUAAAUCGGCAGAUGGAGUAGUUUCCAACCCGAAGCGUGCAUUCCAGCUUUUGUGGUUUAGUCAGCCGGGAGUACGCAGCAUUUCGAGCUUGUGAUUUAGCUGAGACGCCUGGUUAUUUAAAGCGGCUCAGACAGUUGUAUACUUCUUCAUCAUAUGUCAAGAAUGUCUCUCCUCGACAGAUUUUUGCUGUAGUAGAGGAAAGUCAUUGGACAUGUCACGAUGACAAAUACACGAUACUUACGGGAUGAAACAUUUUGCAAUCACGAGUUCUCAGUUUUGCCUCAUCUUUCUGACUUUGUCCAUAUAAGACGCGUUUAAUAAAUCAUUAAAUGCUGUUGGGUUUUAUCUUGAACUUCACGCAGGAAGUCAAGACUG
Marchantia polymorpha subsp. ruderalis is the source of this 2520-nucleotide messenger RNA. Lineage: Eukaryota; Viridiplantae; Streptophyta; Marchantiopsida; Marchantiales; Marchantiaceae. The record is from the annotation of a GenBank genome assembly.